Molecule: messenger RNA, 450 nt
Organism: Candidula unifasciata
Lineage: Eukaryota; Metazoa; Mollusca; Gastropoda; Stylommatophora; Geomitridae
Source: the annotation of a GenBank genome assembly
AUGGCAGAACAAAGGAAUGUUAUUGUUGCUAUGGAUGGCAGCGACCAUUCAAACUAUGCUCUGGAUUGGUACUGUAACAAUGUGCACAGAGAAGGAGACCAUGUGGUUCUUGUGUAUGUGCCAGAACUCAAUGAUUUGCUGCACUCCUCUCAAAUGGAACAACUAGAGGAGCAGGAGCGGAUCAAGCAGGACCUGGAGGCAUUUGCAGAAAUACUGAGACACCAUGGGCUCGGAGGCAAAGUGAAGAGCAUCAUGGCGUCCAAGCCGGGAGAAGGAAUCCUCAAGGCAGCUGAAGACGAGCAUGGCUGCAUGAUUUUCGUUGGCAACCGUGGGAAAGGCUUACUGCGCAGAACCUUCAUGGGAUCGGUCAGUGACUACGUCGUCCACCAUUCCCACAUCCCAGUGUUUGUCUGCAAACACCCCAACAAGCACAUCCCCCAUCAUGACUAG